ACACUUGAAUGGCUGAGUCGGAGACGGGAGCGGCUUCUCCCGCUCCGCCUCCCGUCUCUAUAACAACCACCACCAAGCGGAGCCCGACUUCACCUAACCGCAUCACCGCCUGAAGCCGCCCGGGGAGGAGGAGGUGUUUCCCGGUCACUGAGAGCUGGACGGAGGCGAGGCUCGCGCUCCCGAGCCGCUACGUCAAACAGAUUAGUGCAGGACUUGCCUCCUCCUCCUGCUGCUGCUCCUCUGGUGCCAGCAUACAUGGGCUGAAGACCUCCGGGUCUCCGCUGGCAGGAAGACACCAAGUGCUCGACUUUGCCUCCAAAUCAUCUAUUUGUCGGAGACGGCGGCGGCGAGCUCGGCGAGCAGAGAAAUGGCGAAAGAAAACGGCGAGUCCACGCACGGCUCUUGGAAGAAGCACGUCGAUGAUAUCAAGACUAUCUUUGACUUCAAGGAAGUCCUCGGGACCGGGGCAUUUUCCGAGGUGGUGAUGGCUCGAGAGAAGGCCUCCGGGAAGAUGGUUGCUAUCAAGUGCAUCCCCAAAAAAGCUCUCAAGGGAAAGGAGACCAGCAUUGAAAAUGAAAUCGCUGUGCUCAGGAAGAUAAAGCAUGAGAACAUUGUGGCUCUGGAGGACAUCUAUGAGAGCUCCAACCACCUGUACCUCAUCAUGCAACUGGUCUCAGGAGGAGAACUGUUCGACCGGAUUGUAGAAAAAGGUUUCUACACCGAGAUGGAUGCCAGUCGCCUCAUUCGACAGGUGUUGGAUGCAGUCAACUACCUCCACUCCAUGGGCAUCGUGCACAGAGACCUGAAGCCGGAGAACCUUCUCUACUUCAGUCCCCAUGAUGACUCCAAGAUCAUGAUCAGUGACUUUGGGCUCUCCAAGAUGGAGGGCACUGGUGACGUCAUGGCGACAGCUUGCGGGACUCCAGGAUACGUGGCCCCAGAGGUGUUGGCUCAGAAACCCUACAGUAAAGCUGUGGACUGCUGGUCGAUUGGGGUCAUCGCUUAUAUUCUGCUCUGUGGUUACCCCCCUUUCUACGACGAGAACGACUCCAAGCUGUUUGAGCAGAUCCUCAAGGCCGACUACGAGUUCGACGCGCCCUAUUGGGAUGACAUAUCUGACUCUGCCAAAGACUUCAUCAGCAACCUCAUGGAGAAAGACCCUGAGAAGCGCUUCACCUGUGACCAGGCUCUGGAGCACCCCUGGAUUGCUGGCGACACUGCUCUCUGCAAGAACAUCCACGAGUCAGUCAGCCGACAGAUGCGGAAGAACUUUGCUAAAAGCAAAUGGAGGCAAGCCUUUAAUGCCACAGCUGUGAUCCGUCACAUGAGGCGCCUGCAGCUGGGAACCAGCUUUAACAGCAGCAUCCACAGUGCCAGCGCCGACACCAACCCCGGGAGUCGAGGCCCGUCCAAGAGCCAGUCGGUGGACUGCGCCCCGCUUUCCCUGAAGGACUGUCCUACAAUCACCCCGCUGCCGUCUGUGGUUAAACCCUACAAUCAGGAUGCUAAGGGCGCCCCCCCUGUACCGGAGGAAACAUCUGUCCUCUCGGAGGCGCCAAGGCCGCGACCCUCCACGGUCACCGUCAUCCACACUGGGACUAAAUGACGCCAAGUUCCGCGGGAGGUGAGCUGGGAGACCACGGAGCUGUGAGUCGGCCUCGUGUUUUAAAGGUCAUUGCCCAGUUUGCCAUCCCGCACUCUCCCGCCUAGCUCUGCCAGGCUGCGGAGGAAUUUGAGGAGCUCCAUUUUCAGAAAGCUUCUGACUGCGUAACCCUUUCAACUGUCACUCAGAUGGCGAGGUAAGGACAAGCUCUGAGAGUGGGAGCGGUGUUCAGACUGGAUCUGCUGCCUGGCACAGGAACACUGUGCCACUGUGGGGGGGACUCCCACACCUGGGAAAGUGCUAUUGAACGCUCUGCUGGAAUGCCUUGUUAGGAUGAGGUGGAGCCCAUCAUCUGUAGUGAAUACUUGUCACAUUACCUGCGCUCUCCUUCCACAGCUUUCCUGUUAUGUUUCUGUGGUCUCUGCUGCAAACGGCCGCCAGGGUCGCUCCUCGCUACAGUUGGACUCUUAACGUCUAUCCUUGCUUUAAAGUGUGCAGUCUUGGACUGAGCCGACCCGAUAGCGUUCUCCACUGAGAGGGCAGCAGCGCUGCGCUAAUGGAUUGAUUUAUUUUCCUAAAACGUGUUUCGGCUUUUCCAGAAAGAGAGCUGCAUUAGACAAGACUGAAGAUAGGGUUGAUCUGUUGUACCUUUGUAACCAAGUACUGUGAAGUCCCCCUUGACCACAAGAGGGCGACCAUGUGUUGCUGCUUUUGUGAGAAGUUCUCAGGGAUGUUCUCCAACAUGACGCUGACCAAACCUCUUAACACUGCUCAUCAACGUGCCAUUAGUUUCCACACAUGAAGGACAUGAGGUGUAACAUAUUCACCUUAAAACCAUGUUUGAUUCAAUGGCGCAUGCAAAAAUGGUUUUCAAUGGAAGCUCCAGUUGCAAAAUAGUCACAUUUGUAGUCAAUGGUUUGAUAGUCUUGUGGUCUGCUUCUGCUCAUGUGAAGUGGCAUAGCUUCCAAAAAACAUAGCUUUCACACUGUUGUGUAGAAUUUUGCAGAAUAUUCUCAACAUGUGAGCGCACACAUACACGCACUGGUAUGUCAUUUAAUUUGUUUGAUAGAACGAGGGUUGAACACAAAAGACCAACUGUUGGACUUGAAUCAUCUUUAACUGUUGUAAUAACUAUUCAAAUUGUCUGUUUACAGUUAACACAACUCCCAACACUUAUUCUCUGGAGUAUUGAGUGUUUCUUUUUGUCUUCCCUGUAAUUUCCAAAAAGAAAAAAAAGUGAGAUUCCUUGUGUGCAUGUUCUAGAUAUUGUUUGGAUUUAAUUCAUGUAUUAAAAGGGAGUUGGUUUGAAUGUGAUUUGCUCCUUUUGGCAAAAUAAUGUCAAUGUUUUUUUCUUUUUAUAUACGCACUGUAAAUGUUUGUAUUUUUAACAGCGAUUGUAAAGACAUGAUCUUGUAUGUUAGUGAAUAAAUGUAAAUAACUAUGGUCCAGACUGUAUGUUUAUUCCUCUGGAGGUUUUCUCACUGCUAAUCUAUUUGUUUACAGUCCUCACAGUUGCCAUGUUAAUUUAUUACAAUGAAGAUUGUUUAUAACAUGAGUGCUAAGAAAUAACAUCACUAAACAUCUUUUAACUAGAAUAGCAACUAAGAAAGCACAUUUGAGCCUUGUGUUUUUAUUGUUUUUUUUUUAUUGUGCUUACAAAACCAUCUCUUGUUUCCCCCCCAAAGAACACUGCUCUUCCACAUUAACAUGUGUUACUAGCCUCAGGUCCGCUUCUUGUCUUCAUUCAGCACAUUCACUUUUACCUGACUUCUCCAUGACUCAUCCAUCAUUUCCACUGAGUCUCCUCUGCUGGUCCAAACCGACUCUGGUCUUGCUCCAAACUUCUGCACACCUUUCUGAUCUUGUCCAUCAUAGAUGCUCCUGUUCUACCCAGCGUUCACUCUCCUCUUCACCUCCUUCGUCCAUAACUCCAGAUGACGGUCAUCUACCCUUAUACAUUAUCAAAUAUCAGCUACUGGUUUCUGUUACGUACAUACUGUUAAUAUCUUAUAUGUAGUAGAAAAACUUAUAGAAAGUGUAAAGCAAUAUAAAUCUUUCCUGCAUUUUAUUUUUGCUUCUGUUUUUUUAAUGCCUUGUAUUUUAAUGUACUGGCACAAGUC
Molecule: messenger RNA, 3723 nt
Organism: Synchiropus splendidus (mandarinfish)
Lineage: Eukaryota; Metazoa; Chordata; Actinopteri; Syngnathiformes; Callionymidae
Gene: camk1db
Product: calcium/calmodulin-dependent protein kinase 1Db
Exons: 11
Coding region: 368-1606 (412 amino acids)
Biological process (GO): peptidyl-serine phosphorylation
Cellular component (GO): cytoplasm; intracellular anatomical structure
Molecular function (GO): calcium/calmodulin-dependent protein kinase activity; ATP binding; calmodulin binding
Source: RefSeq, a predicted model, not a curated record